Acanthochromis polyacanthus (spiny chromis) is the source of this 4541-nucleotide messenger RNA. RefSeq names its product failed axon connections homolog, metaxin like GST domain containing b (gene faxcb). The record is from RefSeq and is a predicted model, not a curated record. Gene Ontology annotation, cellular component: cytoplasm. The coding region runs from base 270 to 1517 and encodes 415 amino acids. The transcript is spliced from 6 exons. Lineage: Eukaryota; Metazoa; Chordata; Actinopteri; Pomacentridae.
AUUUAUUUUGAAAUUUGCACCAGGAGGUUGCGGUGCUGUUUGUUCUUAGCUUGACGAUGUUCUGUGAGAACCUGCAAAGGAAAGCGACCUGGGUGCUGAGCUUCGUCCUGGGGAGGGCAGUGGAGAUGUUUACUCCUCCUGGUUUCCUGGACCAGUGUUAGCCUCUCCGUCGCCAUGCCGUAGAAACCCCGCCGGGCGCUUGGAUGAAGCCUAACGGGGACUGCAGCAGCAGGGAGGCAGCGGGGCGGCUGUAACCGAGGGAGGGGAGAAUGUACUGGGCUGCUGGCUUCGCCUCUUCCCGACCGUGUGUGGUUGAACUCGGGCGGAACCACAGCCUGCCUCUCGGGCUGUGCGCCUCCGAGCAGCAGCAGUCUUUGUAUGGCUAUAUCAUCGCCUUUCCUUUGCAGGACUACGGGGGCAUCAUGUCGGUUCUGGGCUCGGACUCUUGGUGGAAGAAGACUCUGUACAUCACCGGGGGGGCCCUGCUGGCUGCUGCAGCCUACCUACUGCACGAGCUGCUCGCCAUCAGGAAGGAGCAGGAGCUGGACUCUAAGGAUGCCAUCAUCCUCCAUCAGUUCUCCCGGCCAAAGAACGGCGUCCCCAGCCUCUCACCCUUCUGCCUCAAAAUAGAGACGUACCUGCGCAUGGUGGAUCUGCCCUACCAGAACUACUUUGACGGGAAGCUGUCGCCUCAGGGUAAGAUGCCCUGGAUCGAGUACAACCACGAGCAGGCGUCAGGGUCUGAGUUUAUCGUGGACUUCCUGGAGGAGAAGCUGGGGGUCAAUCUCAACAAGAACCUCACCCCCCAGGAGAGAGCCGUGUCCCGAGCCGUCACCAAAAUGGUCGAGGAACACCUCUACUGGACGAUAGCCUACUGCCAGUGGGUGGACAACCUGGAGGAAACUCAGAAGCUGCUGGCGAUGAGCGGGCCUCUUAGCGACACGCUGAAGUGGCUGCUGAGCCACCUGAACGGCAGCAUGGUGCGCAGGGAGAUGUACGGCCACGGCAUCGGACGCUUCUCCAAGGAGGAGGUGUACGCACUGAUGGAGAAGGACAUGAGGACGCUGGCCACUCUGCUGGGAGAUAAGAAAUACUUCAUGGGCUCUAAGAUGUCUACAUUAGAUGCCACAGUGUUCGGCCAUCUAGCUCAGGCCAUGUGGACUCUACCAGGGACACGACCAGAGCAGCUCAUCAAAGGAGAGCUCAUCAACCUGGCCAUGUUCUGCGAGCGGAUGCGGAGGAGGUUCUGGCCUGAGUGGUUUAUGGAGGUGGAGGAUCUCUACUAUGAUGGAGACAGUGAGAGCAGCGGCGGCGGCUCGCCGACAGGCCAGCUGGACUUCGGCCUCUUCUCCAGGACUGACACUCUGGACGACAGCGACGGCAGCAGCCAGUCGGCCGGACACACUCACACACACUCCCCCGACUCCGACCACUCCCUCUUUGACUCGGACGUGGGCACGGGGUCUGACAAUGACAUUCAGCUUAAAGAGGAGUUAAUGCCGGACCUGGAGGUGUGACCUGCAAUCGGCUGACAGACUGAGACUGACUGGAGGCUGGAACAUUCUGCUGUGUGGUUUUUGCUUGAUAAAAUCUGGCUGGAACAACCGGUCCAGACGACAGCUCGCACAGCAGAAGAAAAUAUGCCAGUUCUUCCAACUGCAAUACCCAGCAUGUUUGAACAUCCUAGUGGACAGACUGGGCGUUUAUAUGCAGAGGAUACAAACUGAACCUCCUAAUAAUACACAUGCUACUGUACGGUUCGUCCCCUCCUGUAACGUCAGAACUGUCCCCGUGGCGGUUCGUCUUUGCCUUAUUUGUCUCGUCCUAAGAUGCAGAAGCUGGUGUGAAAGGUUAACACGAGGGGAACAUCUCAUCUAAUGAAAAGUGCGACGACAACGGAAGAGCGUUGCAAGACAAGACAGGUGGCUCCUCACUUGCUAUGAAAUGAUGCAACUAAUCACCACUCUGCCACGUGUCAUAACGCACAAACCCGUUCAGACAGGUAGAGACUGAUCAUGUGGCUCCAACAGAACAGCUGCUGUGUCUGUGCUGUCCAACCAUCCGUGUGCUGAAGAGUAAACACAGAUGACAUGGAGUGCCAGUCUAUGCCCCUAGAUUGAUCCCUGUGUCAUUUCCUUUACGCUACUGUAUGUGGAAAGAAUCUGUGUCAGAAUGAUUUGUGUCUCCAUCAGACUGCGAUUGUUGAAUAUGAGGAAGGAUGAGCAGAUUUGUGCCUGUUUCAUUUACCGGUUAUCAUCCGUGUUUCUCUCCAGUAAGUGAAUAUCUUUUUGCAUUUUGUUGCUGUUGAGCUUUGGGUUUUUGGUCAUUUCAUUUCCUUUCAGUCUCAUUUAAGAGCUGCAGUUUGUAAAUUUGACCACUAGAUGGAGUCAGCAGUCAGCCUGUUGCCUUCUCCAUUCUGUAACGUCAAGGUCAUUCCAUCCAGACAACCUGCAGCCCUUUUAACUCAUGACAUUACUUCUACUUCAUUCCAACACUUCCAUAUUGUGGUUCCCAUUCAGAGGUGACCUGUCAGUGUGUAGGUGUGAUGUGCGAUUGCAUGCCUGCUUACAUACUGAAAACGUGAGCGCAGCAUUAAACCAGCCUUAGUGCUCAGAACAUUAAAAAAUGGGUGAAGCUUCUCUACAACAGUUACUGUUGUGAUUUAUUUAUUAUCAGUGCCGUGUGGUUAUUAUUCUUUCUUAUGUGUCAAAUAUAUAUUUUUUGUUAAUCUUUGUUUUCUUAUUACUCUCAAAGAGAGAUGUUAUUUUGCACUAGUGGAAAUUUAUUUUCACCUUAUUUCAGUGGGAGAAUUCUGCUGUGAAGGUACAGAGUAGGCUAAAUGAAAGGGAAACACGGAUGUAAAGGAGGACGCUGAGUGUUUUAAUCAUGAAUCCACUGCGAGGGGACUGCUGCUUGUGUCGGCUGUGUGUAUGAAUGUUUCUGGGUGUGAAUGUCAUCAGUGAAGCAGUUGAUGGAAAAGUCUUUGCAGACUGAGUCAGAAUACCAGAUCAAUCAGGGCUGCAUAUCACUACGUGAAAAAGUUAGAAUUUGGACCAAAAAGUCUGGAGAAGUGUUUGCUUUUGUCUGUGACGUUAAGCUAGGCGGAGGUACGUGUAAUCGAAAAGCGAUGGCUGUUAAAUAGAGAUUGUGGUUCACAUAGAGUAGGUGUGGUUCAUAUUAAAGGGUUGGAAACACCCAAAUUACAGAAUGCAUUCUCUUACUUACAUCAAAUGGUAUCUAGUCAUGCAGAUGGGUUUGGUUUUGUUGGUCCAGGUUUUGCUCUUUAUCAGUCUCUCAUACAGGAAACACAUGGUCAGUGGGUUUCAUAGAAAAUAGUUCCAAUGAAACUGUUUAGAAUGGAGCUGUGGCAAAAAAAAUGACAGCAGACAUGUAAAUCAGACAGAUGAAUCUGAACAAAGCACAUGUCAGGGUAAAAUCUGAUUCAUGUCGGGAGAAACUCGUAGUUGGCUCUUUGACUUUUAGAUUUUGUCAAACAUAAAUGAAAUACUAAAAUUGAACACGUCAAAUAUUGCAUACUUUACCGUGUUUAAAACUGUAGUUUGGAUGUGACAGCUGUCAGGAAGAUGUGAAGAUUUAGAGAUGUUUCUGUAUGAUUAUGUAAAGCUGCUAUGGUCAGUAUUUUUACAUUAACAGUGAAUCAGAUUUAUGUUUAAUGUGAUAGGAGUCAGCUGCAGUGAUGAACCUGCACUGAAUUAUCUCUGACUUUACACUUUCCUUUAAUUCUAUGGAGAGUUUUAGCCCCUUAUUGUUUCACUUUUAUGACUAACAACGUCAGGGUUUCAGUUCAACUUUACUGUUUUUAUCUGCAUCAUUGUCAGAAAUACAGACACUACAACCAGCAUGUUGACAUGGUUGAGAUAAUUCGCUCAGGAGUUGGACACCAAACCAACAAUAAAUGUAAAGGUAGUGUUGUAUUCACAGUCUGUUCUGGUGCCCCACUUAUCAAAAAUAUACCAGUACAACUUUAAAUAUUCAAUCCAAUUCCAUUCCAUUGUGCUGGAGUAAAGAUGGUUAACUUAAAAUCUCGACAAGCAAAAUCAAAUCUAGAUGCACAUCUCAUACCAUUUGAGGUACCUGAGUCGAUCUGAUUUUUUGCAGUUUGAGGGAAUAAAAUGCUUCUUAAAAUUGUAGCCUUGAUAAGUGAGUUAGUUGAGCGACGUGCAGAGUUUGAUCCAGAUGUUGGGAUUGUUGUAACAACCUUCUUCCAUCAUGUCGUCCUGUGGUUCGCAUCCUGACCUGACCCUCCUCGGCGUGGGUCCUGUGCUUUUCAGUCGCCUCAUUUGUCUGGGCGUCAUAUACAGUUGGACUGCUUUAAUCAAGCCAUAUUAAAACUAGAUGUCUUGUUAUUGGAACCAUGUCAUAGCAUUACUGCUGGCGUAAUGUAAAUACUGUAUGUGUGACAAAGUGUACAAUACUGUAUGUAGAGCUGACUGACUGAUCAAACUACCCAUGGCAGUGCAGUCGUUAAAAACCGGAGCGACUGGAUGAUUUCAAUAAAGAAUAGCUGUGACAAUUUUAAA